CUAACUGCCUCGAAUGAAGUAGUUUGCCAAUGCCUUGUACUGAUGCUAUAGUAACUGUUCGUAUAGUUAUUACAUCGGUUUAAUUUCAUUUAUUGGACACAUUUGAAUGAUAAGUUUGUUCCACAUUUAAUUCUUGCAUAAUCUUUGGCGCCUCUGGUUGUGGUUUGAGAUAGCCUUAGAAUUUCUGGAUUAGGAGAGCACUCAUGGACUCCAAGGGAACUAGUUGGCUGAAAAAAGAGAAGAAUGAAGUAUAUGCUGAACCAGGCUCCUUGGUUCAAUUACACACAUCUACCAUGAAAGUAAAAGAAGAAUUGGAUGAGCAAGUGAACCAACAGUUUCUUCAAGAUCCACCAAGGAUUGUAAUGCCUAGUCUUCGUAUAAAGCAAGACCUAGAACUGAAACGGGAUUUAGAUGGCAUUGAGCAUGAUGUGACCGACACUGAACGGAGGAUGACAGUAUUUCCAAAAUGCAGUGCAACUGUGGCUGUGAUCUGCUAUGUGCUGCAGACAAAUAAGAAUUGAAUAUGGCAGUACACAGUAAGUGGACCAAACAUUGAAUGUAAGAUUACAGUUAUUGGAAGAACUGUCAUCAUCUGUUGGAGAUUACACAAGAUUUUGGGUUUUUGACAUGAAUCGCAUUUAGGGCAGAUACUCACUAUCACAAAGAAAUAAAUGUAAAGGUGACCUCAAGUGUUCGAUGAAGAAGUGGGACCUAGAAAAGGGCUAUGUGGGGUGAUCAACAUACUACUGUGAGUCAGAUGAUCACCAGUUUGAAUUUGAAGGCAGCAGGGCCUAUUGCUAUGACAACUUUACUGAGACAAUUGCAAUGCAUAAGACUUGGUGCUU
Molecule: messenger RNA, 845 nt
Organism: Schistocerca nitens (vagrant locust)
Lineage: Eukaryota; Metazoa; Arthropoda; Insecta; Orthoptera; Acrididae
Exons: 5
Coding region: 204-521 (105 amino acids)
Source: RefSeq, a predicted model, not a curated record